Messenger RNA from Glycine soja, 523 nucleotides. Its product is annotated as mitochondrial import inner membrane translocase subunit TIM10-like. The record is from RefSeq and is a predicted model, not a curated record. The coding region runs from base 128 to 331 and encodes 67 amino acids. Gene Ontology annotation, biological process: protein insertion into mitochondrial inner membrane. Gene Ontology annotation, cellular component: mitochondrial inner membrane. The transcript has 5 exons. NCBI's taxonomy places the organism in Eukaryota, Viridiplantae, Streptophyta, Magnoliopsida, Fabales, Fabaceae.
UGAUUUCCAGGAAAAUCCCAGAGCUGCAGAGGAACAUGCGAAGAAUCCAAUGGUGAUGAACAAGAUUCAAAAGCUUAUCAGUGCCGAGAUUGUGCAGAUGAGAUGAAUUUUAUGGAAGAUAUUUGGAAUGGCUGAAAAGGAGAUGGAAUAUAGGGUCGAAUUAUUCAACAAGAUGACCCAGACCUGUUUCAAUAAGUGUGUUGACAAUAGGUAUAAGGAGUCUGAGCUAAAUAUGGGUGAAAAUAGUUGCAUUGACCACUGUGCUUCAAAAUAUUGGCAUGUGACUAAUCUAAUUGGUCUGCUGCUCGGUUCUGGGAGGCCUCCAAUGUAAUCCAAGUGUUUUGUAUUUUCUUUUGCGGUUAGCAACCAGUGAGCUAUGCCACUUUUCUGUUGACUUAAAUCGUGGAGAGUGAUUAUGGAUUACUUAUUGUCUAGGGUUGUACAAUUUUGUUUUUCUUUGAGAAUGACUACAAUUUUGGUUUCAAGUGUACAUUUUACUUAGAAUAAAGUAUGUUUGGAGUAA